Molecule: messenger RNA, 1350 nt
Organism: Elephantulus edwardii (Cape elephant shrew)
Lineage: Eukaryota; Metazoa; Chordata; Mammalia; Macroscelidea; Macroscelididae
Gene: IGLON5
Product: IgLON family member 5
Exons: 10
Coding region: 1-1350 (449 amino acids)
Cellular component (GO): neuron projection
Source: RefSeq, a predicted model, not a curated record
AUGAAGGAUUCAGCAUCUCUGGGCUUCCGGGAAGCCCUUCUGAAGCAGCCUGUGAGCUGGUGGAUAGGAGGUGUGCGUGUGAACGCAAACAUCCUGGACAACAUCCUUCAAGUGACGUCCACCACAUCUGGCUUCUGGGUCAACACCACCAUCAACAUAAUCGAAGAGUUGGAAAGAGCCUCGACGUCCAAGGUCAUCCGGCCUCUUCCCUCCCCGCCUGGUGCCGGGCGCCUCCGCCUCCGCCAGCCCAGCCCCCACUCCCUGGCUGUGGUCCAGCAGCCUGGCCGCUGUCCAGCGAGAGAUGAAUGGGCCGAGGUGGGGCAGCGAGCGUGCACGCGGCGCUGGGGUGUGGGCGGUGGGCGCUUGUGCCUGCGCGUACAUGCCCUGGUGGGGUGGACAUGCAAGCGUGUCCAUGCAGGGCUGCUGUCACAGAGCCUUGAGUUCAACUCUCCUGCCGACAACUACACCGUGUGUGAAGGGGACAAUGCCACCCUCAGCUGCUUCAUCGACGAGCAUGUGACCCGCGUGGCCUGGCUGAACCGCUCCAACAUCCUGUACGCGGGCAACGACCGCUGGACCAGUGACCCGCGGGUGCGGCUUCUCAUCAACACGCCGGAGGAGUUCUCCAUCCUCAUAACCCAGGUGGGGCUCGGCGACGAGGGCCUGUACACCUGCUCCUUCCAGACCCGCCACCAGCCGUACACCACUCAGGUCUACCUCAUCGUGCACGUUCCCGCCCGCAUUGUGAACAUCUCAUCCCCUGUGACCGUGAACGAGGGGGGCAAUGUGAACCUGCUCUGUCUGGCUGUGGGGCGGCCGGAGCCCACCGUCACCUGGAGGCAGCUCCGAGAUGGCUUCACCUCAGAGGGCGAAAUCCUAGAGAUUUCCGACAUUCAGCGGGGCCAGGCGGGCGAGUAUGAGUGUGUGACCCACAACGGGGUCAACUCUGCGCCGGACAGCCGCCGCGUGCUGGUCACCGUCAACUAUCCUCCGACCAUCACGGACGUGACCAGCGCGCGCACAGCCCUGGGCCGGGCAGCCCUCCUGCGCUGCGAAGCCAUGGCCGUGCCCCCAGCGGACUUCCAGUGGUACAAGGACGACAGACUGCUGAGCAGCGGCGCGGCCGAGGGCCUGAAGGUGCAGACGGAGCGCACCCGCUCCAUGCUGCUGUUCGCCAACGUGAGCGCCCGGCACUACGGCAACUACACGUGUCGCGCUGCCAACCGGCUUGGAGCGUCCAGCGCCUCGAUGCGGCUGCUGCGCCCGGGAUCCCUGGAAAAUUCGGCCCCAAGGCCCCCGGGGCCCCUGACCCUCCUCUCUGCCCUGAGCUGGCUGUGGUGGAGGAUGUAG